UUAGUUGCCUGAAGCAGAACUCUACAUCCAGCAUAAAGAAUUUCCCCCCCCCACAGACCUUUGUCUAAAGUUACUGACUUCCUACCGAUGUGUCAUACAGCCUUUCCUGUUAGCUUUAGUGAAUCACAUCCAUGGUGACUUCAUUUUUGGCUGUACGUGAGUAAAUAAGUGUCUUGUCUCAGAAAUACUCUAAAAGUGUCAGGAGACACUGUCACGUAAAUGAUUUUUCAUCAGUGAGGGCAAAAGUGUACUGGGUUGGAGCCUGGGCAUUGUCACCAGUUUACUUGACAGCUCUUGACUGGGCUACUACGUGCUUUCCAGUUCUGGUGUAAGUAAAAGCUGGGAGCCGCUUUAGUUCGACUAAAUGCUACAACAUAUUAUCCAUCUUUUAUUUGCUCUUUGAGGUUGAACCAGCUCUUUUCGGUGAGGUGAGAGACUGGUGAGAUGGCAGCUGGAGGGGUAGGCUUAUCUUACGCCUCCAUAUGGAGUUACGUCAGGUGUCGGUGCUGAGCGACCCACCCCGAGGAGUCUAUCUCCCUUCUACGCUGGGUGUAUAAACACUUUUAAUUGAUGUCCCUGGCCUGUUUCAUGCUGUGCUUAAGACUGUUCAGCUGCUUUUUAGGCACUUCAUGUUAUGAAAGUUAAGGAUGACAAUAUGCUGUUGGUUCAUAUGGAGGUCUCUUGCUUACUGUUGGACUUUGACAGAACUAAUCUGUGAAGAUAAUUAAAGUUCCUUUGCUCUGAGUGCGAGUCUGUUAUUGGACACUUCGGGGAGGACAAAUAAUUUUGGCACCUUAGAUAAUCUGGAGCAAGAGCCUGGAGCCAGCUGCAAACACUGGGACCAGCUUUUGGAUCCCCCAGUGAAGAACCUUGAUCAUGGCCCCGCUGCCGAACGCUGAAUUAGUCCAGAACUCCUUGCAGUUAUAUCGUUACCUGCUUCGGUGCUGUAAGCAACUUCCCGAAGAGAAUAUUCGUCAGCAUUACAGACAUGCGAUCAGGCAGAGCUUCAAAGUUCAUGCUGACGAAGACGAUCCUGAGCGAAUCCAGCAGAUUAUUAAGAGAGCCAUUGAAGAUGCUGACUGGGUUAUGAAUAAAUAUAAAAAACGGGAGUAGAAGAGGAAUAAUGAAGACAAUGUCAUUGGUGGCAGUGCAUGCUGCGACGCGUGCCCGAAGUCCUCAGUCUCCGGGGUUUGGGGUUUUUUUACUGUUUCCGAAUUGUUGAGCUUCCUCACCUGCCAAAAUGGAACUCAAGCACGCGCUAAGGCAGAUCUCUUAUUAGGCUUCAGAUUUUCUUUUGUGUUUUUCUUCAUUCAGCCGUGAAAGAAACAAAAAGAAAAUCCUAGCUCAAAAUAGUUGAGGGGAAUUUGACAAGUGCUAUAAAAGAAACGGGGGCCACAAGUAUUUAUACCAUGAAGUAUCGUAUCAAAAAAUUUCCUCUGCUAAUCCUAAACUCCCCUCUUCAAGAAUUCCUGCCCUCUUGUUCUUUCUUCUGCCAUCACCACUAUUGUUCCUUUCUCUAGUCCUGCACCUUUCAUGUCACCUUAUACACCCUCAGCUUUUGCUCUUGUUCUACAUAUUCCUUAAUUCUGUUCUCUCUCAUCCUGUCUCUCUACAUUUCUUUCUCUCCCUCAAAUUCUUUUCUGACAGGUGCAUCAGGAGAUGCUCAGGUAUUAUGCGGGGGCCAUCCUUCUGCUUGAUUUCAGGCAACAGAAUUUCUCAACAAAGUAGGUGUAAAUUUUUCUUCUGUGAGGAAAGCCACUCAUCCUUCUACUUAAAUAUAUUUUUUUGAAAGUGCAGCCAUUCUGGUUAAAACUUUCAAAAUAAUUUGAUGCAAGGUAGAGCAUAGGAAACUUCAGCCUUGACAAGGAAUAUCCAGUAUUAAACUGAACGCUGCAAUAAAAAAGCUGAAGCAAAUUUGGUAGUGGAUGAAUGUGCUACUUGUAAUCAAGAACAGCAAACAGGUGGCCCGUGCUGUGCUCCAGUUCUGUUACAUAUUUGAUCUGUAGCGUGGAGAAGUUUCAAACUUUAAACGAAAAAAAGCUGACAGUGCUUGCUAAACUGUGGAGGCAACAAAGGAUAAUGUCAAUAAAAAGGGACAAGCCUGUUCUAUUCAUAGGGUUUAGUUUCUUUUUACUCACUUCAAAUGAGUUCCUCAUUUCAGUACUUGUAUAUCAUGCCAGUUCUGGUAAGUAAUGGACUGUUGAUAAGUGUCUGCAAUAAUUGAAUGAUGAAGGGUUUGUCGGGAGGUCACGCCAAAGCCCCAGUUUUUCGUGGCCCACUGAUAGGUACUCCCAUCGUAACCGCUCGGUCACCAGCAUCACCCGCGGUGAGGAAUAGUAUCACCUGGCCAUUUGUUAGCCUGAGGGUUUUCACUGGGUCUCCAGAAUGUAGUUAAUACAUUUGGGUAAACAACAGUUUUGCAGCUGGUUACUGUAAGACCUUGAGUCAGUAACUGUUAAGACCUCCUCUAGACCGAGGAGUUGAGCGGAACAAAGGUUGUGUACAGGCAACUUGGUUAAUCUAGAGAGGGGGUUUCAUAGGAGGCUGGUUGUGCAAGACGAGCAUUAGAACAAGGAAAAGACAGUUGGGAGACUUGUUUAAUAGGUUGGGGUUAUGCUUCUAACUCUUGAAGUAUGGAGAAACAGAUUGUUUAGAUCACACUUUAGCUAAGGAGAAUGAGAAAACAUUUCUUAGUCACUAGCUCCAGGUUAUAGACUUAGCAACAUUCAGUCUUAGGCCAGAACCAAACUCGGUGCUAUACUUUCUAUACAGAUGUAACAUUGGGAACCGAAAGCUGAAGUCAUGUGUAAAUAAUCUGUACAAUACGAAUAUGGGUAACACACCUAGAAAGGCUGGAAAGUGGCAGUAGGUUAGUCAGUGGGUUUUGUUCAGUGUAUGGGUUCUUGCUCUUAAGCCCGCCGAUAAAUUGAAAAGAAUCUACUUGUGUUACCACCAGUCUCGGAGCCUCACAUAGAAGCCUUCUGUUUAGCGAAAACAUUUCUUCUUUCUUUUUUUUUUUUAAUUUGUUUAUAUCAGGUUUUGGUGUGGGAAAGAUUGUGAUUUGUGGUUUAUCUAAAAUACAGGAUAGUAUUCUGCGCUGCGCGUGGUUAGAGACGUGCAUACUUCUGUCGCAUUCUUAUGUCAGAAGCGUUACUGAUUUCAAUUCACUCCUGCCACUGCAAGUCAUCUGAGCCCUGUGGGUACUGAGUAGAAUUCUUCCAGCCCAAGCCAGGCUUUGCCUAGCACCAUUUGUCAAUAAUUGAAUAUUUUGUAAAUCAUUCUUUAGCACUUUGUAAACUCUUUUUCUUUCGGUUCGUUAUGUCACAGGUACUGCUUUUUUGUUCAGAGACACGUGAGCUGAAGAAUUUGAUGCUAAACAAAGCCCGUCUCUUCUGUGGCGUUUGGCUCGCUUUCAGAUGUCAUAAGGAAGUGAUCUUUACUGUGAUACUAUAAAGAACAAGCACACACGCUAUUUCUGAGAAACAAUAUUCACUGUGAUCUCUUUUAUUUUUUUAGGGGAGUUUCUUAUGUGAAUGGCUUUGAACUUGGCAUUACAGGUUGUGCCUCCCUGUAAAGCUUUGAUGCAAACCGGGCAGGCAGCACAGCGGCUGUUAGACAUCCAGCACCCUAACAUCCAUUUGUUAUGAGCCCUUGACCUUAAACUGUGAGCACGAGUCUUUAGAGCUUUGUGCUCCACAACGCAGCACCCGCCAGCGGCACCCAAACUAGCAUAAGUUUAUCUGAAAAGUGUGAGGAGUCUCCUUGCCAAGAACCGUGUCCUAAAGCGGGUCAGUGCCGCCGGAGGGGCUGGAUGCUGCGCUGUGCUGCCCGCUUGCUCAGCCGCUUUGCUGCGGUCGCUCCCACCGUUCGGAGGUGAUGUAUUUCUUCUUGAGCAGGAGCCAGCUGGCGCAUCUUUCAACUUUUGUAUUAUUUGAUUAAUUUAUCUCGUGUCGAGCCAGGUUUUAUGAAAUAGUGUUAACUGAAGUACACACUAGUCGUCAAGUAUUCCUUUCAGCUUGUGAUUAAUCAGGGCAGACACAUUAACUUUAAAAAAAAAACCCAACCUGCUCUUUGAAGAAUAUUUUCUGUUUUCCUCACAGUUGUGUUUGGUAUUUAAAAUAGCUUUUAAAAGUUUAGAAACAGAGGCAUCUGUCACGUGGAGCCAAGAGCUUCACAGUGUUUGUGUUUACCACUGAUUGGAGAGGUCCCUGACACUGUGCACUUAAGGGAGUAAUCCCGCACACGUACGCUGGGAGGUUAGGAAGAGGACAGGUCUGCAGCUGCUGUUUAUUGUCCUUACCUGUGAUCUGAGAGGCCGAAGAAGGUAACUUCCCUUCUCGA
Messenger RNA from Athene cunicularia (burrowing owl), 4341 nucleotides. RefSeq names its product LYR motif containing 9 (gene LYRM9). Lineage: Eukaryota; Metazoa; Chordata; Aves; Strigiformes; Strigidae. The record is from RefSeq and is a predicted model, not a curated record. Bases 877 to 1113 code for a protein of 78 amino acids. The transcript is spliced from 8 exons.